CGUAUAGUAAUAGAUGUAAAAGAUGUAAAAACGAAUGAGCGCACGUACCAGUCGGUUUUGCGUAUAGCGUCGGCUGAUAUUUUCUUUCUGUGUGGUUAAACUCAUUCUCAAGGAAAAGGUCAUCAAAGUGCCAGCUAGUGACCCAAAUAAACUUUAUCGGUGCGGAGUUUUGUAUGACAUCGUCAAUAAGUUGAAUGUGUUCCCGGAAAUCGACCUACAUGAUCUCACGACUAAUUCAAAAAAUUGGUUCAAAGCUGUGCCGAUGUAUCUAUCUAUGCAACGCGAGAUAGAAGAAUUUAAUUUGCUGCGAGCACAUCAAGAGCCACCGAAGAAACGCAAAAAGAGAAAGCACAGAAGACCGAAGGGUAAGAAAAGAAAGUGGAUCAUCAAACGAAAACAAAUGCUCGACGAUUUGGAAUAUCUACCGUGCAUUCGCAAUUUGGUAGUACUUCCGAUGUGUGAUUUUCGGCGUACGCACUUCAAAAUCGACUCUUCGAGUAUGUAUCAGAUCUUGUCUUCUCAAAAAUUGAUUCCGAAACAGUUAACUGAAGACGGAAAACCAAGUGGAAAAAAUAUUUCACAAACGGCUUUCAACGAGAAUAAAGAUUACAUAUGGAAUCAGUAUUUUUAUAUGCGUAAAAUUCGGUGGUUUGUGCGCCGCAAAAAUAAAUUUGACUUUUCGAUAAACAGCGAUGGAAUUGCUGUGUCUCUGCAGUAUUCCACCAAAAAGAAGGAGACCAGCAACACACAAUCGGGCACCAGUCGCUUGGACAUCAUUGACAUGUUGAAGGCGGGCAAAUUCAAAAGAUUGGGAGGUACAGAUUCAGGCAUGCGGAACUGGAAUACCACAACAAUACAUGAAAUUGAUACUUGCAAAGAAAUCAACUUUGUUAAAAAGAGCAAGCAGUUCCAUUGGGAGACACAUCAGAACGUACGAAACGCAAAGGCGAAGCGAUUCACGAAAAAUUUCAUCGAGAAAGAAAGACAAGAUCGAGAGAAUCGUGAGCUGUACGCAAUGAUGCCAUCACCAAAAGGUUCACAGUGGCUGAGCUAUAUUAAGCAUCGAGUUAAGAUGACCAAACAUGGAAUCGAAGCUUACUCGACUGCAAAGUACACUAGACUCGCCUUGGACAAAUACAUUAGGAGCAACAAAGCUAUCGACGGAUUUGUGAACAAGAUCACCAAUAAGGAACCGACUCUGUUAUUCCAUGGUCGCUAAGAAGCGACCAUACAUUGUUGUCGUGCCGGUGGACGAAUGGGGAACAUCUCAAACAGACGCAAGAUGUAUGUGCCGAUUCUAAAACCAACCCAAAUCGGCCAAAUUCAAGAUGUGUCGGUGCAUACGCAACGCCAUAACACUGCUUCCAGCCAAAAUUGUGUCUAAGUUUGGCAAGACAGAUACAUCUACAUAUCGACAGUUACAACGCACAUUGAACGGAGCAUUUGAAAUAGAAGAGGAGCUAAUGUCAAGAGUAAAACCUUACUACAAAAAAUGGCAAUUAGACCUCGAAUGCACCGUGAAUUGGCAUCGUGACGUCGUGGCUGCUAAGAACAUUCUACUGAAAGGACUAUGGACAUUGCUUGGGCUUCCAAUACCUGCUGCAAUCAACCGAUAUUGGAAUCAAAUCAACGCCGAUGCCGCCGUCUUCGACGACGAUAACGACGUGGACAUAUCCGAGCCCGAGUUCGAAUAGCAGCCAACUAAUCAUCACAAUA
Molecule: messenger RNA, 1716 nt
Organism: Contarinia nasturtii (swede midge)
Lineage: Eukaryota; Metazoa; Arthropoda; Insecta; Diptera; Cecidomyiidae
Exons: 4
Coding region: 263-1219 (318 amino acids)
Source: RefSeq, a predicted model, not a curated record